This is a messenger RNA of Lagenorhynchus albirostris (white-beaked dolphin), 570 nucleotides long. RefSeq names its product high mobility group protein B3-like. Bases 5 to 553 code for a protein of 182 amino acids. The transcript has a single exon. The record is from RefSeq and is a predicted model, not a curated record. Gene Ontology annotation, molecular function: DNA binding, bending. Lineage: Eukaryota; Metazoa; Chordata; Mammalia; Artiodactyla; Delphinidae. Gene Ontology annotation, biological process: regulation of transcription by RNA polymerase II.
CAAGAUGGCUAAAGGUGAUCCCAAGAAACCAAAGGGCAAGAUGUCUGCUUAUGCUUUCUUUGUGAAGACGUGCAGAGAGGAACAUAAGAAGAAAAACCCCGAGGUCCCUGUCAAUUUUGCAGAAUUUUCCAAGAAAUGCUCUGAGAGGUGGAAGACAACGUCUGGGAAAGAGAAGUCUAAAUUUGAUGAAAUGGCAAAGGCAGAUAAAGUGCACUAUGAUCGGGAAAUGAAGGAUUACGGACCAGCUAAGGGAGGCAAGAAGAAGAAGGACCCAAAUGCCCCCAAGAGGCCACCGUCUGGAUUUUUCCUGUUCUGUUCUGAAUUCCGCCCCAAGAUCAAAUCUACAAACCCUGGCAUCUCUACUGGAGAUGUGGCAAAGAAGCUGGGCGAGAUGUGGAAUAACUUAAGUGACAGCGAGAAGCAGCCAUACAUCAACAAGGCAGCAAAGUUGAAGGAGAAAUACGAGAAGGAUGCCGCAGACUGUAAGUCUAAAGGGAAGUUUGAUGGUGCCAAGGGUCCUGCUAAAGUUGCCCGGAAAAAGGUGGAAGAAUAAGAUGAAGAAGACGAGGA